Messenger RNA from Aspergillus aculeatus ATCC 16872, 1683 nucleotides. Its product is annotated as Zn(II)2Cys6 transcription factor. The record is from RefSeq and is a predicted model, not a curated record. The transcript is spliced from 4 exons. Lineage: Eukaryota; Fungi; Ascomycota; Eurotiomycetes; Eurotiales; Aspergillaceae. Gene Ontology annotation, molecular function: DNA-binding transcription factor activity, RNA polymerase II-specific; DNA binding; zinc ion binding. The annotation marks the transcript as partial. Gene Ontology annotation, biological process: DNA-templated transcription; regulation of DNA-templated transcription.
AUGUCUUCCAGAGCCGGAAUUACCAAGAAGGCCUGUGAUGGAUGCAAGAUCCGAAAGAUCAAAUGCGGCGGGGGGCAGCCAUGCCAGUCCUGCUUCAAUGCGCGCAUCAAGUGCACCUAUAUCCGUGUGCAGCAGCCUCGCGGUCCUCAGAAAUUGCGCGCGACCACCAAAUUCCUCAUCGACCAGGCGCAAAGAGGCUUGGAAAUGCAGAAUGCACUACCCUCGGCUCCAGUGAGAGGGGAAGUGCUCGAGGCCGACCACGCGCUUCAGAACCCCGCAGUGUGCGAAUCCCAACACAGCUCGAGAUCUCGAAUUCUGAUCAAUGUCCUCGCAUCCCCGCUGUACAUCUAUCAUGUUCGCAUGUAUCCGGUCUGGCCUAUUGUCGAUGUCGAAAAGGUCCUGGCGAUCUUGCAGCAAGACGUAGAGGAGAAAGAGCAUGAAACAUACGCCCUUGCAACUGCAGUAGCUGCCGCCACCAUCGCCCAGUUACGGCUUGGACAAAACUCAGAGCCGGAAAAAUCUCUGAGUGCGGAGAAUUUUGCGCUCGAGAGCAUGCGAGCACGACGGCUGUACGACUAUCGCUCGAGGCUCAAUCUAAACAAUGUGCGCACCGCUUUCUUCCUGCACGUUUACUACGAGAACCAACAGUCGGGGGCGAGUGAAUCGUUACUCUAUCUGCGAGAAGCUAUCACCUUGGCACAAAUGAUGUCCCUCCACCGAGAAGCUUCGUAUGCGGGACUACCAGCGGAGGAGCAACAACUGCGUCGGCGCGUGCUGUGGUUGCUAUUCGUCACAGAACGGGGAGUCUGCAUCCUCCACAAGUUACCCGUUAUUCUGAAAACGAACGUCUCCACUCCAGCACUCGACACGAGCGAUGAACCACAAGUUCUCCCCGCUUUCCUCAAAUUGCUCAACCUUUUUCGCUUGUUUGAGCAGUCCCGGAUGUUUGAUCUCAUCGAAGACGAUAACGUUGGAAGAGACACGAUUUCGGAUGAGGUGCAGGGCGUGGAUGCAAGGUUUCUACGGCUGCUGCAGGAGAAUCUUCAGGACGGAUCAGCAUUAUUAGACCACAUAUCGGAUGUACAAAAGGCCGACCUGUGCGUGACGCGACACUGGAUGCGGAUGAUACUCUGGAAGUUCUCGUUCAAGCAGGGUUUGCAAGGUUCACCUUCGUCCCAAUGGCCGAACUCUCCUUCGUUUCCCGUGUUAGUCGCGAAGGAGCUCCUGAACAUAGUCUCCCAGCUUCCACGAACGGCGAUUGAAGCCCACGGCCUCGGUAUGGAACUCAAGCUCUAUGAGAUCGCCAGCUCACUAGCCGACGCCGUAAUCAAUCUGGCCAUGCUGCCGCGAGCCCCAGUCUGGGAUGGCGAAACCCGCCCCAGCAGCAUCCUGGCUCGACUCCACUCGAUUCUCUCCACCUUCCGCGGCGGCGGCAAUAAAGAACUAGCGGAGCUACUGUAUAAGAAAAUGGCGGAUGCGCAGUCUAGCAGUGGACCUGCAUUACCGCCGCCGAUACGCGAGGUCCACACGCCAGUUAGACGUAAAGCCACACCCCGCCCAGACACCAACGGUGGGGACAGCCCAGCCGCCGAACUGCCUGCAUCGACCCUAGCAGACGUCUUCACGAGGACCGCCGAUCACAGGGCUCCAGAUACCGUGGCUGAUUGGACGGCCGCGGACGAC